AUGAUGCGAUCGGGCGGAUGCGGGAAAAAGCAGACCUAUGCAGAUAAUUUUCAUGUGUGCAAAUCAUGUUCUCAGAGGAUAUUUUGUGGCGAUUACUUGCAAAAACCUAGGAGAAACCGUUUGAAAACAUGGGCUUGUUAUCCUGAGCAUACCUGGCUGCACGUUCCGCCAUAUAAUGGCAAGCAUUUGGCAGGCAAAGGAACUGUAAGGGUGACGGAUGAGUCGGAUAAUCCAGAGGAGCUGAAAAUUAAUUACUAG
Botrytis fragariae is the source of this 258-nucleotide messenger RNA. RefSeq names its product putative nacht and tpr domain protein. The record is from RefSeq and is a predicted model, not a curated record. Bases 1 to 258 code for a protein of 85 amino acids. The transcript is spliced from 2 exons. NCBI's taxonomy places the organism in Eukaryota, Fungi, Ascomycota, Leotiomycetes, Helotiales, Sclerotiniaceae.